Messenger RNA from Physella acuta, 5182 nucleotides. RefSeq names its product symplekin. Gene Ontology annotation, cellular component: mRNA cleavage and polyadenylation specificity factor complex. The record is from RefSeq and is a predicted model, not a curated record. Lineage: Eukaryota; Metazoa; Mollusca; Gastropoda; Physidae.
AUUUAGCCAUUUUCCAAAAUGGCCGGAUCGCUACAUAUUGAUUAUGAGCAUGGCCAUUGUUCUUGUUAUUUUUAAAUGCCCCUAAGAGCAGGACCCACAACCCAAUUAAAAUAUUAAUUAUUAAAAUAUUUAAGAUAACUACUUAAUUUCUACCAAUCAGCUUAUGAAUGACAUCCACACCUAGUACUAGUUAUACAAGCAACCCUAUGCCACAGAUGAUGGCAGAGCGGUCAACAGCUGCCCAAUUUUUCGGCGAAGUAGAAGAAUCAGAGAAACCUCCAGAACCACCUUCAUCAACUUAUGACAUAGUUGUGGAACUUCUUAACAAUGCAGCUGUUAUGCCAAAGGGUGCUGAUAAAAUAGUGAACUUAAAAAAGGUACAAGAGCUAAUAGUUCACAAAUCUCCUGAUCUUCUAGACAACUUCCUUGAUGAAAUGUUGGCUUAUCAGUCUGACUCAUCAAAAGAUGUCAAAAAGUUUAUUGUUGGGUUUAUGGAAGAAGCUUGCAAAAAAGAUUAUGAAUGCCUACCAAAAGUAAUGGCUAGCAUGUUGAUGCUUCUUGGAGAUGAUGAUGUAAAUGUACAGAAAAAAGUUAUACUGACAGUGAGCAGUAUGUUCAAACUCGCAUUAGCUUGGAUAAGUAAAGCCAAGAAAACUAAGCCAGAGAUGAAAGCAGUGUGGCAGAAUCUCAUGGAACUCAAAACUUUGUUGUUUGAUUCCUUGGAAUCUGCUAAUGAUGGAAUAAGAACUCAUGUUGUUAAAUUCCUGGAAGGGCUUACCCUUGCCUUGUCUAAAAAAACUGUGGACUCUGAAACGCCAAAAAAGAAUGAAGGGGAUAUGUCGUUAGAUCAGGUGCCAGACAAUAAUGAAAUAUUGAAGGUUGAUAGUCUGGAAGAAGAAGGUGUCAAAGCUUUUACCAACCUAUUACAGUUUCAGGGUUCUCCUCAUAUCUCAAGUAUAAACCUUAUGACAGUAAUGAAUGCACUUUCUAAUAUUGCUAAACAGAGGCCCAACUUUUUUGACCAAGUGGUACAGAGUUUUGAAGCCUUGCAUGUAAAUUUGCCACCUACACUUGCCAAAUCCCAAGUUAGCAGUGUCAGGAAGAAUUUAAAGAUACAGAUGUUGAGUUUAUUAAAGCAUCCAGUUUCUGUUGACUUUAUUCCACAAAUAUCUACACUGCUAACAGAUUUGGGAGCAACUCAGUCUGAGAUUAUGAAGAAUAUACCUAAAGAUAUCGAAAGUCGCAAAAGAAAAGCCCAACAAGAAAUCAGUAUUAAUUCAGCAAGCAAGAAAUCUAAAAUAAUUGAGGUUGAGAUUGAUGAUGAUGAUAUGACGCCGUGGAUUGAUCGGACUGCAAAGAAAAGCAAGCCAGAUAUUACCCAAAAACAAACAGCUAUAGAUGUCACCGCUGAAGACAUUUUGCCUCGACUUACACCACAAAAUGUGGCAGAUUUAGUGCUCCUGAGCAUGGUGAUGCUUCCUGACUCCAUGCCAGCCCAGUUUCAAUCAACUUAUACACCAAUAGCUGCCGCAGGUACACAGGCCCAAAUAAGUCAUAUUGCUAGGCUGAUGGCCACACAGCUGACCAUGGCAGGCAUGGGCAAAGGGUUGGGUGAAUUGAAAAUGCAGGCUUUGAAGGAUUCUGAGGCUGCAGUAAAGAAUAAUGAUGAACAGCCCUCAUCUCCCAAACAGCUGAUCCAGACUGUAGUAGGCCUUAAAACAGAGGAACUAGACCAGGCAGCUAAAAAACCUAAAAUCAAUCAACUUCCACUUCCACCGACAGUGAAAAAAAUCAAACAAUUUCAACUCUCAAACAUUACCAAAAAAUUAAAUGAAAGUACAGUCCAGGCUUUGACAAAACGAGCAAUAGACCGCAUACUUCAGGCAGAGAAGGCAGCUUCAACAAGCCAUGUAGACCAUCACAGAACCAAAAUCCUUGCUGUGCUUUCAACAUUGCUGGGGGAUGACAUCAAAACCAAAUUACAGGAAUAUAUUUUUAAUGAUCUUCGAACACGCCAAGAUUUAGCAUUUGCCUGGCUUUAUCAGGAGUAUGCCCAUAGUCAAGGCUAUAGUUCAAAUGAGAAGAGUAAUAAACCCACAGGACUCAUGGCCUAUGAUUCUUGUUUGACUAAACUGUUAGUUGGUCUGCUGGAAUUGGAUGAUCACCAUGGUGACAGCUUGUUUCAUCGUAUUUUAAUGGAGGCACCCGUCUUAACUGAAAGUGCAAUCAGUGUUGUCAAGAGAUACUAUGCCAUACCAAAACACACAGAGGCAGGCAUGAAGACAUUGUCCCAGCUUAUUACACACAGACCAGCACACAGGGUCAAGUUUCUGGACAUUGUUUUAGACUACACAGGAAGUGACAAACUUGAGGUGAGAAACAUUGCCAUCAAAUCAGCCCAGAAGCUGCAUGCUAGUGGCAAAAUGCAAGUAGAGAUAGAGAAAUAUGCUAACCUUCAACUCAAGAAACUGUUGCAGCCCAAACCUCCCACCACACCUACCACUGGAUUGAGUCUAGAAGAUGCUAGUGAAACCUGGACAGAGGAGCUUAUCAAGGGUCACUUGUAUCUUCAUCUAGGCCUUUUGCCCUCCAACCACAAGCUUAUCCAUGAGUUAGCUAACAUUUACACAGCCACAAGUGCAGACAUUAAGAGAACCAUCCUGCGAGUCUUGGAGGUGCCUGUGAAAGGGAUGGGUAUGGAUUCUCCAGAGCUGCUGACACUGGUAGAGAAUUGUCCAAAGGGUUCUGAAACACUUGUAAUGAGAGUCAUUCACAUUCUGACUGACAAAGCUGUCCCUUCACCGGAACUUGUCGACAGAAUUCGUGAUCUUUACCACAAGCGAGUACCAGAUGUCAGGUUUCUAAUUCCUGUGCUGAAUGGUCUCUCAAAGAGUGAAGUUAUGGAAGCACUACCUAAACUGAUCAAGUUGAAUCCAAUGGUUGUGAAAGAGGUGUUUAACCGACUCAUGGGAAGCCAUGUGAGCAAUGAUUCAGUCUAUCACUCUCCCUUGACGCCAGUGGAACUACUUGUAGCACUACAUAACAUAGAUCCUUCUAAAUGUGAUAUCAAGACAACUAUCAAAGCCGCAAACCUUUGCUUCAGUGAGAGAAACAUCUACACCCAGGAGGUUUUGGCUAUUGUCAUGCAGCACUUGAUGGAGCAGGACCCCCUGCCUACACUCCUAAUGAGGACUGUCAUCCAGUCUCUCUCCAUGUACCCUCGGCUCAUUGGAUUUGUUCUCAACAUACUUCAGAGACUCAUUGUUAAGAAGGUGUGGAAGCAGAAGAAAGUCUGGGAGGGAUUUAUUCGAUGCUGCCAGAGGGCCAAGCCCCAGUCCUUCCAGGUGCUGCUCAAGUUACCUGCCACCCAACUCAAGGAUGUUUUUGAAGUGUGUCCUGACCUAAGGGAGCCCCUGCUGGCAUAUGUACAAGGCCUUACAGAGAAUCAGAAAUCCCACAUCAACAAGUCUGUCAUGGCUGUACUGGAGGAGGGGGGAGACAGUGCUGCUGCACUCACUGAUCCUGGGGACAAGGGGGACAAGGUGAACAAUGGAAAAGAUGGGGACAUGGGAGAAGAUGUUCACAAGAUAGAGAGCAUGUCCAAUCUGACACCCAUCAAAACAGUGGAGAAUUCUCCUCACAGCUCUGACUUUGGCAAAGAAAAAGUGAGCGCAAUCAAAAUUUCCCUACACAGCUCAGUAAAAUCAGAUGAAACCUCAAAUAGAGAACAAAAUAGGGAACCACGAAAUGGCGAGAAAAGUGAGAAGGAUACUGAAGAGAUUACUUCUAAGAAAAGUUCUAAGAGUUCUAAAAGAGAUGAUUCAGAUGAAGAGUCAAAAAGCAGGUCAUCGUCCUCAAGAAGUAAACAAUCAUCAUCAUCAUCAUCCCGUCGUUCCUCCUCCAGCAGCAGCAAGAAAAAGUGAUGUGUUGUCACAAUCAUCAAACACCUGGGCUGUGGUCCUGGGACUCUGGACUAGCCCCCCCUCCCAUCAAACACCUGGGCUGUGGUCCUGGGACUCUGGACUAGUCCCCCCUCCCAUCAAACACCUGGGACUCUGGACUAGUCCCCCCUCCCAUCAAACACCUGGGACUCUGGACUAGUCCCCCCUCCCAUCAAACACCUGGGACUCUGGACUAGUCCCCCCUCCCAUCAAACACCUGGGACUCUGGACUAGUCCCCCCUCCCAUCAAACACCUGGGACUCUGGACUAGUCCCCCCUCCCAUCAAACACCUGGGACUCUGGACUAGUCCCCCCCUCCCAUCAAACACCUGGGACUCUGGACUAGUCCCCCCUCCCAUCAAACACCUGGGACUCUGGACUAGUCCCCCCCCUCCCACCAAACACCUGGGACUCUGGACUAGUCCAUGUCCCAUCCAACCCCACAUGACAAGUAUUUCUGGCCAGUGUCAGCUUCUCUACAAUAGAGCAAAUACUUUUCCACCAGCUGCGCCUGUGUAUUGUAUUAUUGUUGCCUUACGUCUGACCAUUGGGUGCUUGGUAAAGUUGAAUAAGUACCGUUGUUCUAUUCUGUCUGACCAUUGGAUGUUAUAAAAUUAUGUGAAUACCAUUGUUCUAUCAUGACUGGUGUAUUAAAUUGUGUAAAUACCAUCCUGCCUGUAUCAUAACUUAGCUUUGGUCUAUUGUGUAAAUAUUGUUGUUCUCUCUUGUUACUAACUGGACUGUUUACAUUGCUCACCUUUUUCUUUCUUUCCAUCAACUUUAUUUAAUGACCAAGUGGUAUAGAUAGAUUUCUUCCAUUGUGUUAAGAUUUGUUACAUUAUGUCAGAUUUGUUACAUUUUGUCAGAUUUGUUACAUUAUGUCAGAUUUGUUACAUUAUGUCAGAUUUGUUACAUUAUGUCAGAUUUGAUACAUUAUUUCAGAUUUGUUACAUAUUGUCAUAUGUGUGACAUUAUGUCAGAUUUGAUACAUUAUGUCAGAUGAGUUACAUUAUAUCAGAUUUAUUACAUAGAAUGAAAAAGAUCAUACAAAACUGGAUGAUUGAUUUCCACAUGAAGUAAUGUGAAAAAUAUUUGGUUCUCAUUUUUGGUUACAAAAUUAUAUCUUGCUUAAAUGUUGACUCAUUUUAUUUUUAGAACUAAACUAAUUUUAAUUAUUAGAAUAUAUAAAUUAGAUUGUCAAUUAAUUUGUUGUAAAAUUAAAAUGGUCAAUGUUUUGAAAC